UGAGAUGAGGAACGAACAGGUUUCGGAUCUGAGGCCGUAUCUGCUCGAAUUCCUCAUAGAAUCUGCUCGUAUUCUGGAAGUGAUUCCGAUCGUCAAAUACACAGCGUUGUCCUUCUUCGCCGAUAGAUUUUACCCUUGCUUCGCCAGGUUUGAAGCAGGCGAUGACGUUGCGAACUGGCUUUUGCAACCUGUGAGAGAGAGCAAUUUGCAGUUAUUUGCACUUGUGUCUAUAUGGAUCUCAAGCAAAAUACACAAUUCUCGUCCCCUGUCCAUCAAGUCCUUGAAGUCUUUGGGAGACAAGGUUGUUAAGGAACAACAUUUUACAAAUCGAGAUUUCUUGGAAGCAGAGGUGGUUUUGAUGCAGGUCUUGCAUUUUGAUAUUGGUGUGGGAAAUAUUGCUUUUGUACUCCUUGAAGAACUUUUGGUUCAGCUUAAGGAAGUUGCAAGAGUUGGAGACCUUGUGAAUUUUGAAGCAUGCAUGGACAUUAUGGAUCUCCUUUAUGAAAAGGAGAAGAUGUCAAGUGGAUAUUGUUCUCCCUGUUCUCUUGCUGCUUCUACCUUGGUAGCUUCAUAUGUCAUUACGGUUCCAAAACAAAGGUGGGAGUUUCCUAUUCUUCCUUGGGUCAGGUUUGUAACAGGAUGCAAAGAACAGGAUAUUUUGGAAAUUGUCAGAGACAUUCUUGGGCAUAUGUUUUAUCCUUGGGAUUGGAAGUAACUACGGCCUGAAAACUUGUUAAGAUCGGUGUUGGGGCCAAUUCACCACAGCCCAGGUAAGCACUUUGCUUUGACAUGUGUCACCUGUGGGCUCUACCACACGGCUGUUCGAUUUUUUUUUUCUUUUUUCUUUUUUCGCGGGAA
Morus notabilis is the source of this 858-nucleotide messenger RNA. Its product is annotated as cyclin-J18. Lineage: Eukaryota; Viridiplantae; Streptophyta; Magnoliopsida; Rosales; Moraceae. The record is from RefSeq and is a predicted model, not a curated record. The coding region runs from base 5 to 715 and encodes 236 amino acids. The transcript has 10 exons.